GUACCAAGAUUUCAGUUAAAAAAAAUUCAAAUAAACGUCAUGUUAAAGCUAAUAAGAAGAAGAGGUUAAUUGACAAAGGCAGAUAGCAAUAGCAAAAGGAAACGAACAGUGAACGAGCGCGUCCCUUUUCUUAUAAAAACGCAAAAACGCAGCUAUAGAAAAAUUCCGAUAGAGAAACUGUGAUUGGAGAAAUUAAAUAUAUUAAUUUUUAGAAAAAGUUAUAAAAUUUAUAAAAUACUGUGUAAAUAUAAAAAAGUUUCAAUAUUAAUUUAUACAGUCGUAAAAACAAGCUUGAAAAUAGGUGCAGAAGUUCAGUAGUCACGAAUAGCGAAGAAAAAUUUGCUUUCUUUUUUUCGCUGCCACAGUCGGUUCGGCUUGGUUGUAUCGGUUUUCGUGUUCACUGUUUUUUUCUUUUUUUCGUUUUGCGAAACUUCUACUGGCAUAUUGACAUAUUGAUAAUAGAUUUAAUGUGAAAAUUAAAGUGUAAAUCUGAAAUAUAUCAAAACGGCUGAGCAUGGCGUUGGAUGGAGCUAAAUUUAUUUGUCUGUCCGAUGCAGCAGCUGCAGACGCGACAGAAGCGACGCCGACAGCGACCACAGGGGUUGAAGCCGGCGGCAUCGGUGAUGCUUCAACAUCAGAGAAUGUAAUAAUUGAAGCGAAAGGACGCAAAUUCACUGUUGGAUACUACAUGAACUGUGAUUAUGUGCUGGAAGAUCCUCGUGCAAUCGGAGUCCACUGCGAGAUACAGUGCGAUGCUUUCGGCAGGGUAACAAUUCACAAUAACUCCGAAGCACAUCCAAUAAGUGUUAAUGAACAAAUUAUAAAAUUGAAGCGGCCUCUUUUGGACGGUAGUCGCAUUCAGAUCUUGGAUAGAAUUUUUUUGUGGAAGUUUCCGAAAUCUUUGGAGGCAUCUGCAACCAAUAAGAGCACACAAGGGGUUGAUGUUACAAAUAAAGAUACAGUUUCUACACCUCAGAAAUUGGUAGCGGUACCGGAGCAAGCGCCAAAUUCUUGUCCCGACCUUAAACAUCAUCGGAAAGUGGAUAAAAGAUUCACAGUACAUAACUUUGCGUACUGCAUCAACUCCGACGAGGAGGGCAAUAUUUCUUCUGAAUUGCCAGUUAUAAUAAAUGAAUCGGAAAGAACUGAAGAAGCUUCAACAAGCGAAUUAGUUACACAAAAAGAAACCAAUAAAAAUAAAAGGUUUGAAGAAAUGUCAGUGGAAGACAAAGAGAUCUUGCCAACUAGUAGUACAUCACAAGACAGUGCUGAUGGCAAAAUAACAUUAGAAACAUUGAAUGCCGAACGACGUAGUAUUACACCCGAGCCACAAAAAAAUGAGCCAAUCAUUGCCAGUACACCCUUGAUAAAAUUAGAGAAUACACCAAAAAUGAAUUUAAUAAAUUAUACACAAAAUAAGCAAAACAAAAGUACCGAAAAGAAACUACGUCUAUUAUCCUUUUGCCAGCAAUCCGAUGUGGUGAUCACAUCCUUUUCACCACGCGAAACCGGUGUACGUAUCGAAAAAUCGUUUACAGCAGUGAUUAAGCCUACAACUAUCUGUACUAUAUCUACAAGCUCAACUACACCUAAGAGCGUUUAUAGCACUCCGAAAAGUAUGCUGUCUGACUAUAACGAUGGUGAAAGUCGUGAUUUUAUUGACUUCUCUACACCAGCAACAUCGAAGAAAGCCGCCCGAGUACUUGCUAGAAAUUCUUCUAUGCAUUUAAUCGAUUUGACUACGCCUAGCAAAUUGGCACCCGACAGCUCGAGACAUCGCUUGACAUAUAAAGGAAAUAAAACACUACCUAGCCAUGUCAAAUUUUCAAUAACUUCAAUCUCCUCCGAUAAGUUAAAAGAAGAUUCGGAGCAAAAAGAGGAUGCUUGUGUGGUAUCAACAAAGAUUUCAACAUCGGGAACAUCACUCAAUAAGUCUGAAUCAUCCCCUCAAAGUGCCGAGUCAAUUAUUAGUGUCGACGAAACUAGCGAUUCAUCAACCGCGGUUAUUGAAAUAUCUGAAGAUGAUUCGCCAGCACCUAGUACAGCGUCGCCAGUUCGCACAGGUUUUACCACAAAGACACCACAGCGAUCGACCGGACAGAAACCUUUCACCUCUACGCCAUUGCGUACACCACAAUCCUUAUUAAAACGUGCCAUAGUAACAAGUGCUAAAAAGCAAAUAAACUCCUCACUGCGAGCUGCACUCGGUAAAUCAACACCAGCGCGACAACUAGCAUCAACGCCAGCUCAUAAUAGAAAUUUUGAACGAACCGGCACUACUGCAUCAACACCGUCAACUCCAAAAAGCCGAAUAUCUAUUGGCUCACCAGGCAGUGUAGCUGCAGCACAACGUCGAAAUAUCAGCUCUUUAACAGGUGCCAGUCACAGUAGGGAACAUGUAAUUACAGCCUCAAUAACACCAAGCAUACGCCUUACACAAAACAGAAAAAUCACAGCUUCCGCUUCUCGUUUGAAUACAGCAAAGCGUACCUCUCCCUUGCGUGGAGUACGAAAAUCAUUCGGCGGCACGGCACUCACAUCUCAUAUUUCGAAGACUCGCCGAUCAGUUAUAUCACCACGUAAGCAUUCACCAACAGCCAUCGCUACGAAAUUGGCAGCAAAGGCUCGUAAAUCAUUUAUACCCAACAGUCCAAAUAAGAGACCAGUAGCAUCGCGUGCUCGCAGCUUGGUAGCCGCAGCGAUGAGCCCAAAAAGUAGCACUCCAAAUUCAGUAGCGAUUGACGCCAGCUCACCGAAGAGAGAUACUACCGAAAAAGAGGUUAAGAAAGAUGCAUCCUUAGAAGAGCAAAAUGAAGUUGACGAAUUAAGUCGUACAUUCACAGUGGAUGAUUCGUUGGAAGAAGUGCAAAUUAAAACCUCAAAUGCUUCAACAGCCUGUGUUCUAGACGUUUCUACAUCACAAAAGCAGGAAUUGAAUAAGAUGUUUUCCCUUGAGAAAAAGGUACUAGCCAGCGAAAGCAUAGCUGCAGUCGACUUAACUGAUGAUGCAGAAAGCAGUAUUGAAUCUCAAAAAGAGGGUCUCCCAGAAGAUUUGAAUGAAAAAAGCGACAAAAUAAUUACCGAACAUAUAUCGGAGAGUUUCGCUGAAGUUGUAGAAGCAAACGUCAAAACAGAAGAGAAAAUUGAAAGUCUGCAAACUCAAACAGACAGAAACGCAGUUAAGAUCGAAAAACAAAAUGCUAAUGAAACAGUUGAAAUGUCUGCAUCUCAUUCACAAACUGAGAAGCAAGCAGAUGAUGUCAAAACUACUGCCGAAAAAAGUACGAUUGCAAUUGAUAAUCAGCGGGAAUCAAAAUUGAUUGAGGAUCAAGUGUUUGAAACAUUGGACGCUUAUGAAAUAAACGACAAUAUUUCAAUAGAACAACUUACUACUACAGCAGAAGAUCAUGUGCUUACGCCACCUUCUUCUAGUGAAAAAAUAGAUAUGGAAGACAUGCCUAAACAGUCUGCUGAGUCCCAAGGCACAGCGGAGUUGCUGGAAGAGAUCGAGUAUGUAUUGAAUAAAUCCGAUGAAUUACAGCAACAGCUAAGUAAAGAUACACAUGCUUCACACAUUGAAGUAACAAACGAAUUUGUAGCAACAAUUGAGAAGUCAUGUGACGAAACGGAAGAUGUCACAACUAAGAAAAAUACGAAGACUGAUGUCAAUAUUAAUCUCGAAAUUAAUCUUGAUAUAGAGCCUGUUGAAGAUUCGACAACAACUGGUAAGGAUGAGCCAACAACAUCUUCCACUUCAAACUCAGCACUACCAACUUCAAGGGAUAAAAUAGAAUCACAAGAAAAUGCGAGUUCCACAGACACAAAUAUGAAAGCAACAGCCUCCGAAAUAACCUCAACUGAUCUAGCUAGUUUAAUGCAAACAGAGUUAUUAUCUAUUACAUCUAUAACUAUGCCAAGUGAUUUAGAAGUUUCUACCAUUGAAAGCAGUUCAGUUGAGAAACCAAUAGUUUCGGAUAAACAUGAAGCAACCGAUGAAAAUGCAGAAAAUAUAAAUAAUAUUGCAAAUCUGGUGAGUUCAGAAUCCAAAGUGACAGAAAAUGAGUCUGCCAUCAAAACAGAGUGUUCCGUGGCUGUUGCAGUGGAAGCAGAAACUCUUGCUGAAGUCGAGUCAACCACGGGCGUUAUACAAGAAACAGUUGAAAACGAUGCUAGCAACGAAGAAAAUUCUGUUAAUAAAUCGAAAAUUGAUGCAAUAAUUUUAAUCGACACUGCAGAGAUUCUAAAGGAUUCUCAAACUGUAGAGUUGGGGAAAGAAGCUAAAAAAAUACAUGCAGCUGUUGUUAUCAAACUAACUGAAUCCAAUGAUAACGAUACACAAAAAAUAGACCAACUAGAUCUUAUUACAACAGAGUUCAAAGAAACUGAGAGCGUUGCAACAGAAUUUGAAGAAUAUAAAUCGGUAACUUCAAAAUCCAAAGUGGCAUUGACACCAAUUGAAGAUGUGCAAAAGGUUGCCGAAGGAAUUAAAUCUUUAUCAAAUAGCAGCAAAACGAUCACAGAAGAAACAACACCUAAAGCUGAAGAUCAAAUAGCCGCAGGCAGUGAACGCAACAGUGAUAGUGAGAAAGAAAAUAACAUACGUGUUUCCGAAGAAUGUACAAAACUGUCCACCAACACUGCCGAUGAGACUAAGAAACCAUUCUCUUCCGAGCCGAAAACUCCGAAUCUCUGUGGAGUGCGCGAUAUGUUACGCACCCCAAAGCAAACAGACUCCACUACUCCACGUUUUGUUGGGUUGCGCAAUCUUAUGCGCACACCUAAGGCAUCAACUAGUGCCGCAGCUGCAGCUGCUGCUUCAGAAGACGACACCGAAGAGUUGUUAGGCGUGCAGAAAUUGCUAAAAACGCCGUGUAUAAGUAAAAUAAAAGCAGAUACUCCACAAAAUACUGCUGAAGAUAGCAAAUUCACACCUAGACGUAGUACAAGGCGUAGAGCUUCGGCAAAUCCCGAGCUAACACCAACACCUAAAAACAUUACGGAAACGGACGAUACACCACGUCGUACAACCCGAAGACGUGCAUCGGCAUAUGCUGAAGUUAACUACACGCCACAACGUAUUACACGGAGGCGCUCUUCUUUGGCGUUAGACAAUGAAGCAGCAGCAGACAAGACAUUGACGCCAAUUAAACGUGGUGGCUUGCAUUCUAAACGCCCAGGCACAAUAGCUGAAACUCCAGUUGCUGAAGAUAUGGGUGCAAUUAUUGAAGAGGAGGCUAAAGAGUGUGUGCAGGAGUCGACUGAAGACCAGCAAGACUUUGUGGAAACUCAAAAGAAUAAGGAAACUGAAAAUAACGUGCAAGACGCUCUUGAAGUUAUUGAGGAGAGCAUUUGUGAAGAAGUUAAUACACAGAAUCAGGAUGUUGAAGAGCAAAAAGAAGAAAUUGUGGAAGAUAAAUCAAAUAAUGAGUGCGAGAAAGCAGAAAAGUCCACAAGUGAAAACGAAUCCAUUUGUGUUAAUGAGAAAAUUGUUGAAGAUGUCGAUAAGGUGGAGACUGCAACUGAAUCUGAAUCCCAACCACAACAAACACAAGUGCAAGAAGUUGCUGCAGAUAGUUCAUAUAACAUUGGCGAAGUUCAUAAAGAAGAACGCAUACAAGAAAGUAAAGACUUAACCGCAGAUAAAACUGCCGAAAUACUAGAUGAAUCAGACUAUGAGUAUGGAAAAGAGGUCAUGGAAAAUAGUGAAGCAACAGCUUCCACUGACGCUCUUCCGAAAACACCUAAAACUCAACGAAAAUCUAUCAAAAUUGCCGAUACUUACUCAGAAAAAUCACCGAAAACACCCGUAAUGAUCGGCAUGCGUGAGCUACUAAGAACACCGAAAGAUUCCGUUGACACACCAAAGUUGACUGGUGUACGGGAUUUGGUGCGCACACCCAAAACAAUAAUUGGUUCAGCAACAAACGAUAUGGUUGAUGAUGCGAAAGAACUAACCGGCUUAGCCGAUUUGAUGAAGACACCUAAAGCUACUAAAACCCAUAGUGAGAACAUUGAAGCGGCAGAAGAAGACGAUGAACCAUCCACAUCGACCAAAGCGCAUGCAGACUUUUUCGGUAUGCGAGAGUUAUUGAAAACACCGAAACAUACUAGCACGCCAUAUUAUAGCGGUAUGCGCGAACUGCUGCGCACGCCCAAGGCUUGCAGUACACCACAAUUAGCUGGAGUGAGGGAACUCAUGCAGACGCCCAAACGUACUAAACUAGAUGUCGAAUAUGGCGACAAAAACGAAGAACUGGAUCAAUUCUUCAAAACACCACGCGCUAAAAACAUUAUGAUUCCAGCCGAUCCGGCUAGUGCCCUUUUGGAACCCAGUUCGGACUCAUCGGCUGAAAUUAUGAUGGCUGCGACAACGGAAUAUGAACUGCAUAGCAGCAGUCAGCGUCCGCUUGAAGAAAUCUACAAGACGCCCGUUAGCACUCGUUUAACAAGCGUUGAAAUUGAAAAAGACACAAGUUUAACUGCCGAAUUCGAAGUGAAUGUACCCGAGACACCGGCAGCUAUUUGUGCUAACCCACCGAAGGCAACAACCAGCAAACGAUAUCUCUCCGCUGAAGAGACAUUUGACGAAAUGGUCGGAUUACGUACCACACUGGAUGAAACGCCUCCGCAGAAGGUCUAUGCACGCAAACAACAAUCAAUCGUCGCAGUUUCACCCUUCUCAGCAACAGAUGUGAUUUCUGAUUUACCUAAAACCGACAUACAGGAAUGGGUCGAGAAUUUAGAACAAGAGUCCGAAUCAGAUGUAGAAGAACAGGAAUUUACUGCAUCCACUUCAAUACUGAACGCAUCCAAGGCAACACAUGAUCCGAUUGCGGCAUCGGCAUAUGAAAUAAGUGGUGUCAAUACAACCGAGGAAUUGCUGGCGGACAUGAGUGCGGUGUCUUCUAUGGUUGAUCCAUUGCAGCCAACUGCAACAAAACCUAAUAAAUCUUCACCAACAAUAGUCCUUGAUGCCAACGAGACAUUGCGGCCGGUUACGCCGAUCAAUACCGAAAUGAGCGGCAUCAAUUUGCUUGACCAGACAAACGAAUCAGUUUUCUCGGAACCAUUAGUGGUGAGCGAUACGGAGUCAGAACAGUUGGAAGAAAACGAAAAUGAUAAAGCAGAAACAGAAACAGAAAAGUUCUUUAACAAAAGCGUCGAUGUUAAAAAAUCACAAGACGUGGAAGAAUUUCCAAUAAUGUUUAUUGAUAGCAGUGAUUCUGAGCACGAAGAAGAUAUGAAGACAACUGAAAAAUCCGACGCAAAGAAAGUUAAGGUUAAACUAACACCUGAGGUAGAAAUCAUAGAGUUAGAUGAUGAAUCUACCGCAAACGCGGACGUAACCAACAAACCAAUUGAUAUUCAUGAAGAAUUCAGAAACUUCCAGUUACACAAAAAUGUUGCAGGUCAACAUAUACGUGCAUCCACGCCAAAUCGAAGUGUAAUGCAAUCCACUAGGGCGCGUCGACCAAGUAUGGGCGCUGAACAAUUCAUUACUAAGGUAUCGAUUGAUGUGUCGAAUGAAAAAUCUCGGUUAACUAAAGAAAGAGAGCGUAAAGAAAUUGACACCGUAGUAGAGGUUGAUGAAGAGUCAGAAGACAAAGUAACGGUAAUCGAAGACGACCCAAUCGAGACUUCUGCGAAUGCAACCGAACUAAAAGGUACAAAUCCAAGUGAAAACAAGCCUUCAGCAACAACUGCUGAAACGAUGCGCAAUGAAUCAGAAUUUCGCAAUUUCCGAGCAAAUAAGUCAAUCACCAGCCGGAGAAAGCGUGCUGCGACACCAGAUCAAGUCAAUAAAUCGCGGUCAGAAAAAAUAAUACAAGGUCGUCGUCUAACCUUAGGUGCUGAGCUGCAUUUACACAAUGUAAAAAUCAAUUUUGAGGAAGAGAAAUUAAGAUUAGAGCAAUCGAAGCAACAAACGGCACGUAUCGAAGUAGACUCGCUAGAGAGAGAUGAUUCAUUUAAAACCGACACUGUGGAAGCAGUUGCAACUGUAGGGAACAAAACAGCAAAUGCAAAUUAUGUGGAUAGUGCAGAGAAUGUGGAAGAUGAAGAAAAAGUUGAUGUUAAAACCCAAAUGGAUAGGCAAGAAAAUGCGAGUGAAGUGGAAGCAAAUAUAUUGGAAAAGCUAGGAAAAGAAUUUGAAAAAGGCUUAGAUGAGUCAGUACAAGAUUUGGAAACUGAAAUUUCAGUAGCGGAUAAAAAUGACGCUCAAACUAUCGCUAACGUAGCUAAAGGCUCAGCUGAGGAACCGGAAACUAAUGUCAUGAAUGUGGAUAAGAUAGAACCGAAUAUAAAUUUUGUCUGUAAAGACGCAUCUUUGGAAAACGUUGCAUUUGUGGCAACCUCAAAGGAAAAUAAUGUAAACAAGGCUGAAAAUGGAGACACUGCAGCCACAUGUAGCAACUUUGAGCGUAAGACAAUCACGUCUGGCAAUGAUAAACCUACUGUAACAUUGACUAUUGAAGAGGAAAAUGCUUCAGAAAUGAUAAAUGAAGCGAAAUCAGAAUAUGUUGAAAAUAAGUUAAAAGAAGAGACUGAAAGUACCGCUGUAGAUGAACUUACCCCCGCAGGGUCAACAAAAGAAGAAAAUAACCCUGAAGUACAAUCAACUGUUGGUAUCGCAGACCAAGAAGAUUUAGAAGAAGCACCUGGUAGCGCAAUAGUUGAAGUAAUUCAAGUCAGAGCAUCCACAAACAAAGCAAAUGAAAACAUAACUGAAUCUGAAGAUCAUCAAGUGCCCAAUAAUGUUAGUCUUGAAGCACUCAAGUCACAUGAAGAAUCAGCUCCAACAGCUUUAGAAGUUGAAAAUAAAACAUCAUCUGCUGGAGAUGAGUUCAACGGAAGUGAUAUAUUUGAUUUAACCGAAGAGUUAUCAAAUGAAACGCUGAAAAUUAACACAACACAAGGCGUUAUAUUUGACUUAACUGAAGAUGAGGUCGAAAGUACAGCUGAAACGAACACUGCCGAAAACACGACUUCCUACGAACAAAAACAGCAUGACGUGACUGAGUCCACAACAGUGUCUAUAGCUAGCAAUGUUAACAAAAUAUCGGAAGCAACAGAAAAUGCAGGAUCUGAAAGCAGAUCCGCGGUAGCAUACCAAGAAAUAGCAUUGAGUAAGGAAGCGCAAGCAGAUAAAACGGAAGUUACGUAUGAAAGCGAAAUGGCCGAAAAGGCAGUAAAAACGACAAUUGUUGAAGAACUAGAAGCCUCUGUUGAUGAAAAGUCGCCACCACCCGCUACAAAUACAAGUACGGAUAAUGAAGCUUUCACUUUGGUCGUAUCUGCUGGAUCAGAAUUGGAAAAUGGCGACGAAAUACCCGAACGCGACGAAGUAGCGCCAAAAACUAGCAAAGCUAAUAAGUAUGCAACGAAAGAGGUGCCUGUCGUAAAAGCCGAUACGAACAAUGAAGUAGAAGAACUAAAUAAUCAAGUGAACCAAGCUAACAUCACAGAUGAUGUUGAAACUGAAGCUAUAUCACAAGGCUCAGCGACUGAACUCCAUAGUGAGGCAGCAGAUAUUACGGAAGAACCAGCAACAACAAAUACAAAAGAGCCAACUAAAGUUACUGCGUUCGAAACAGAAAUGGAGUCAGAAACCCCCACGUCUGCUACCCUUACUGUAAAUGAAGCUGACACCGCCGACAAUAAAGAUUCAAAUGAAACGGUUCGAACUGACAUUGAGCUGUGUAUAGUACCAGAAGAUGCUACUACUUCUCCAAUUUCACCAACUACAAUGGAAACUGAACUGGCCAAUAAAGAAACAAAAGAAAACAAACUAGCUGACCAAUUACAAACUGAAAACCUCGCCGUUGUGACAGCAGAAAUAACAGACGAAGCAAAAAAAGAGACAGCAACGGCCGCUGAAAUCGUUGAUGAACCAGUUCAAACCCCAGUAAAUCAAGAAAAGUCAGACCUAAUCGGAGACAAUGAGGAAAUUGAAGCACAACCUUCAUGUUCCCAACUAGGAGGCAAAGAAAAUAAUGAGGCUGAAAUUAUACCACUCAUCAUAGCUGCUUCAACCAUAUCACAUGAUGCGCAGGAAACGGCGGAAACUUUGGAAACAGUUAGCGGCGAAGUUCUAGUGAAUAAAGAAGAAUCACCUAAAAAGACCGUUGUAGAUAUAUCCGCCAAUUCGACUGAAGAGCAUGAAGAAACGUUAGAAUUAUUAAAGGAAAAUGAAAUAGCUGUAGAAAAUAUCGAACGAAAACAAAGUGAAACGCCAACAUGCAGUGAAAAACAACAGUCGCCGAAGCGAAGAGUUUUCAAAUCAUCAAAACAAAAAGCAGAAGAGGAACCAAUCCAUAAAUCAACCCUCGAAAGUAAACCAUUGAUUGAGAAAAAAGUUACAGCAGCUCAAAGUCACAUAGAUAUGGCUGAAGAAGGAAAAACAGAUGUGGUGCAAUUAUCAGCAAGUAAAAGUUCAAAAACUUCUGAAAGCAGUGAAGUUGAUUCAAAGAUGUCGGUUAAAGAAACAUCAGAACUUGGCGAAAAUAUGAAGACGAUAGAAAAGGAACGUGAAAUAUCCGAUGAGACACGAGCGCCUCUCAAGCGUAGAGGUCGUAAACCAUCUCGAUCUAAACAAACAACUGAAGCAAAUGUCGAUUUGGUGUCCACGACAACAAUUACAAAGACAAUAUUAGUUGAGGAGUUUUCAGAUGACAAUAAACCUAUCCUUCUAACAAGCAAGCAUGAAGAAUCUUCCUCUGGUACAGUGCAGACAAAAGCCGAUGCAUCAGUUGCAACCUCCACACGACACAAAACAGAACCAGAAUAUUACACAAAAGUAAACUAUGAAGUAUGCAUAUCGGAGAGCGCAGAAACGGCACAUGAUGUCAAAACAGAUAAGCAUGUGAAGAUUGUACUACCAGACCAAAGCGAAAAAUUGAUAAAAGAUAGUAAGUACACUGACCAUUCGGAAGCGGUGAGCAAUGCUACAGGCCAACAAUUGGCUUCAUCUAUUGAACUUGAUAAAGAAAUAGAUGCCACUGAAGCUCCUGGAACUACUGAUAAAGUUGAGGAAGUGCAUGAACCAAAGCGAACACGGCGCACUCGCAAGGACUCCCAAUCCAGUCAAUGUUCUACACAUGAUGAAGAUCAUCUACCGACAACAACAACCAGACGGCGCGGUGGACGUCGACGUGCUGACACCCCACUUGAGCAUAUUGAAGUCUCAACCUCUGAUCUGGCAACAGUUAAGCGCCGACGUCAAGGUCAAGACAAAUUGGUCGAGGAUAAGCCGCUAGAAGAAAUACAAGAAGUACAAGUUGAGGAGAUCGAAAUUGUAAUUGCAGAAGAAAAUGAUAUCGAAGCCAACAAGACUUCGGAAGAGUGUCAAGCAAGUAUAGCUGAAGAGCAUAGUGGAGACAUUGAUAAUGACGUUAAGAAAUCAGACAACGAUCAUUUAGAGGCAGUCGUACGUUCCACUACUGGCAAAGAGGAACAUGUUGAUUCAGAAGAUGCCUUAAUAAAAAGUAGCACCAGCAGGCGGCAACGUAUGGCGAAAGCAACAGAUGAAAUAGGUGACAGUAUGGUUAAGGAAUUACAACAUAGUGAUACUGAUGAAUUGUCAAAUGUGGCCGCCGCUACAAAACGUGGCAGACGCAAGCCGACGCUUUCCGAAUCGAGUCAAACUUCAGUCAAUUCAGAAUCUCUUAGCACCAAACGUCGAAGACGCGGACAUAACGUAACUUCGGAUAAAUCUAAUAGUAAUGAGGCAAUGGAAGAGACUGAAAAUAGCCUUUUGCCUAAAAUUACGGAGACAUUACAAAUUAGAGAAGAUGAUGCCACAACUGUGCCGGCGCUGCUCACCACAGCUAAAGCCGUAGAAGCUGAAUUCUUAAGUGAAGCGGAAAACGCUGUUGAAGGAAACUCUGAUGCAAUCAAAACAGAAGUAGAUCAUAGCGCGGGUGCGGAGUCUUCGAAACGUAUGGGAAAUAAGCGGACACGCAAGGCGAGUAAUAAGGAAUUACUCGAUGAAACAAGAGAUAUAAAGAUAGAGGAGUCUCAUGAUGAAAAAGUAGUUGUGGAACAAGAACAACCCUUAAAGAAGGUCGCUGCGACAAGUCGCGCACGUGUUAAUCGAUAUAAGAAACCCGAAGUAGAUGACGAUUACCAUGAGAAAACAGAAGAACCUGAUCAAGUUCACAAAGAUGAAGUAACACUGGAGAAGGAAACUCAAAACAAAAUUGAAGUGGCCGACCAAGCCGUUGUGGAGUUAACAAAUACAAAUGCAGACUCUGUAGGUGGUCGGCGAGGACGUCGAGGAGCAGCCGCUGCUGCUACCGUCGCAAUAAAUGAGGUAUCCUCAGCUCAUAAACGCAAUGCAUUGCGUGGCAAGAGCCACCAGAAUAAAUCACAUGCAACGCGAAAAGAAGAUGAAACAAAUAAGACAGCGGCUAAGGAAGAACAAAGUGAAACAGCUACCGAUCAUGAUGAGGCGCCGACUGUUGUUGAUGAGAAACACCCACACAAAGCGGUACGCAGACGCCGUAUUUCUCUAAAAGAAGUGCAGCCAUCACACGCUGUUACAGCUGAAGAAGGUGAAGGUGUUGAACAAUUGGAAACAGAUGAAGUUGCAGGCCCAUCGACGAAGGUUGCACCGAAGCGCUCACGCAAGCGUCGCGAGUCGCAUCACGCGGAUGACCCACAGCCGCUUAAUAAGUCGGAAGCGCGAGACGAAACGCCAACAUCUGUACCGGCUGAAUCGCCCACCCCAACGUCAACGAAACACCGUAGUAGACGUAAACGCAAGGAUUCGCAUCAAAACAUUAAUGAUGGAACUUUUGGUGAUGAACCGCCAAAGAAACGUCCACUCAGUCGUAAGCGCCGCGACUCCUCGUUGGAUAGUAGUAUACACGAGGGAACUGGCAUUGAUAUGGACACCAAUCAUGGAGCAAAUACUUCAUCUUCCUCAACGACGCCGCAACGUCCACGGCGCGCAGCUGCGGCUCAAGAUCGCAACUAUGACGAAAGUUCAGAUGCUGAGGCGCAGGUCGAUCUCAAGCGUCGUAUUGAGAAAGCUUCGUUACCAAAAGCCAGCACUGGCGCUGCAACAGCUGUUUCUUCAACGAAACAAGGAAGUCCCACAAGGACUAAAACUCCCACAAAGGCAAUGAUGCCGGCAGUUGUUGCAGAGAUUACAGCUAAAACAACGAGCACACCUAUACUGUCUACAGUGAUCACCACAAGUCGUGGGCGCCAACGGAAACCCACCGCGCGCGUGCAGCAGUACCUUGAAGAGGAACGCGCCAAAGCUGAGACGCCGAAGAAACGUUUAUUGCUCGCUUCAGCCGCAAUCGGCGAAACACCCACAUCACAGACGGGCGGUACACCUGCACGUCGCACACGAAAGGCUUCCACUGUUGAAACAGAGAGGUCUGAAACGGUUCACACAAUGGCUCGUGGUCGAACGCGCACCGCAAAGGUCUUGCACGUCGCAGAAACUACUGAAGAACCGCCUUCGGAAGUGGAACAUACACAUUCCGAGUUGGAAACAACACACAGUAGUAGUCAUGUGGAAGAAAAAGAGCAAACAACAAAUGCAAAGGCAACAAAACGUCCACCACGUGGUCGUGGCAAACAGCCUAUAGUCGCGGUAGCAGCCGCUAACGUGGAAAGUGAAAUUCCCGCUGUGCCAGCAACAACGGUUGCUACUUCAACAGAAGGAACACACACUGGCACCGGUCGCGCAGGACGCGCCGCGAAAGCAGCAGCUGCAGCAGCAUUAAUAACCGACGACGCGAUUGGUUCACAUACAAAAGCACGUGGAGGGCGCACACGACGUGGUGCAAUCACCGUCGACGAAGAAGUACAACCAAGCGAUGCCGAAGUGAAAGAAGUACGAACGGAAGUAGUAGUAACGCCUGCACAAGAUGUUGAGCAAACAAACAAGAAAACGAGAAAAGCUGCGGCAGGUGGACGUACCGCUCGAGGCGGUCGUGGUCGUAAAAAACAGCAAGCCCUCGGGCAUGCCACAGAUGAGCACACAUCGCAACACGCGGCAGAUGGCGAAACCAGUAGUAAUGAUGUUUCACAGCAGCAACCGCAACAUCCAAUUAUCGCAGAUGCCGAUGAUGAACAUGAAGACGAUGAAGAAACGCUCACAACGGAAGCAGCAGAUCUAGAGGUAGCUACAUCGCUUGCGGAUGCAAAAUUAGCAGGUAAGAAACGUACAGCAGCCACGCGUAAAGCGGCAGCUGCCACGACCAGUGUUGCAGAGUCUCCAGUACCCAAGCGUGGACGCCGUCGUGCCGUUGCCCCUAACGCUGAGGAAAGUGAUGCCGCCUUACAAUUGGAUACACGAGCCGAGAGCGCCGCCAGUAGCCGUAGCCGCAAAGUAGUUCGUUUUAAUGCAGCCACGCCGUCAAGCGUGGCCAGCGCUACGUUGUCGGUGGAUACAGCUGCCGAAGACACAGAAGAAAUCACAUCAGCGCCAACUGCGCCGGCCAAACGUGCCACACGCUCACGUCGGAAGUGAAUGGACGUGGCAGUACAAUAAAUAACAAACAUCUAGAAUUAGUAAUGUUUAGUAAUCGUGCGCACCGAUUAACACUUGUUUUAAGCAUUUACAAAUUUUUUCCAUUCUCAUUUUAAUUGACUAACGAUUUAAUGUUUAAUUUUCUUAACAAAUAAUGCAUUUGCUUGGGCGGAGCAUAUACUGUACCCUAUUAAAAAGCACAACAACAUUUUGCGCCACAAAUCCAUGCAUGCUCGAGAUUUAUAUUAUCAAGCAAGUAACACUAAAAAUUCGAUUUCAUUAUUAUUUUUAAGCAUUUUCAAACUUACUUUUUCUAAACUUUUAGUACAUAUUGUUUUUACGUUCUAUUUUGAUUUCCUUUCACAACACUCCCUUUUUGUAAUCCAAUUAAAAUUAACAAAAAUUGAAAAAGACAAAAUUAAUAAUUAUAAUGAAAUACAUUUUGUUUUGCCGUCGGCAUUUAGCGUAGUAGAUAUACAUAUAUACACAUACUCUACCAUAAAUACAAACUAUAAUUAAUACCAACAAAAUAUAUUGUACUUUUAUGUCUAAAAAAAUCAUAUAAAACGAAAACGAAUAAAUAUAAUCGUAUAAUAAUUUUAUGGGACAUACUUUUUA
Bactrocera oleae (olive fruit fly) is the source of this 15106-nucleotide messenger RNA. Its product is annotated as serine-rich adhesin for platelets. Gene Ontology annotation, molecular function: protein binding. Lineage: Eukaryota; Metazoa; Arthropoda; Insecta; Diptera; Tephritidae. The record is from RefSeq and is a predicted model, not a curated record.